AUGUCGAAAGAUACUCGUUAUCUCAAGCAAACUCAUACUUACGUGUUUGUCCUAAUGUCAUAUCUUGGAAAGCUGCUAUCUCAAGAACUGCAAAUUCCCUUUAUCGAAGGAGAUGAAUUACACCCUGAAGCAAAUAUUAAUAAAAUGUCUUUAGGAAUUCCACUUAAAGAUUCAGAUCGUUAUCCAUGGUUACAAGACAUUAUAAAUAAUGUUUCGAAAUUAGCUGAUACAAAAAAUUCUCAAUAUAUUUUAGUAUCAUGUUCAGCAUUGAAAGCUGCUUAUCGUGAAUUUUUGAGAAAGAAUUUUAUUGAAAGAAAUAUAAUUACCUGGUUCGUUUAUUUAAAAAAUGACAAACAAAUAUUAAAAGAAAGAAUGCAGAGACGAGGAAAUCAUUUCAUGAAAGUGAAUAUGUUAGAGUCGCAAUUUAAAGAUUUGGAAGAACCAAUUAAUGAGGUGAACACUGUCACUGUAGAAGCCGAUAAUAAUUUAAGUUUGGUAAAAAAAAUUAUUCAUGAGAAUACGAAUAAAUACCUUCCACAGUUUCCACAGCAUACGAACAGCCAUAAUUAA
Molecule: messenger RNA, 570 nt
Organism: Scutellospora calospora
Lineage: Eukaryota; Fungi; Glomeromycota; Glomeromycetes; Diversisporales; Gigasporaceae
Source: the annotation of a GenBank genome assembly